Molecule: messenger RNA, 1161 nt
Organism: Gastrolobium bilobum
Lineage: Eukaryota; Viridiplantae; Streptophyta; Magnoliopsida; Fabales; Fabaceae
Exons: 4
Coding region: 67-1161 (364 amino acids)
Source: RefSeq, a predicted model, not a curated record
CGCCGCCGGAGAACAUUCUCACCGACCACGGCGCACAGCUUUGCCGACGGUGAUUCUGCCGCCGAGAUGUUGCCGGAGGCCAAAGUCCUCCAUCGACGGCGCGCCCUCGCUGCGGCGCUCUUCUUCGCCACCGUUGCUCUCUCUUGCUUAGUCCUCUUCAGAGAUGUUGAUUCCUAUCGAUUCUUAUCCAGCUUACCUUCCUCUUAUCCUUUGUCUGGUUUUCCUAGCAUUUUUCCUUUGGCGUCCAACGAUCCCGCUGCGACUAGCAAUGAAUAUCCACUUGAAAAAAUCCUGAAUGAGGCUGCCAUGGAAGACAGAACUGUUAUCUUGACCACCUUAAAUGAAGCAUGGGCAGCUCCAAAUUCAGUCAUCGAUCUUUUCCUUGAGAGCUUUAGAAUAGGAGAUCGUACCCGUAGGCUUUUGAACCAUUUGGUAAUCAUUGCAUUGGACCGCAAGGCAUUUACACGCUGUCAGGUUUUGCAUACCCAUUGUUUUUCUCUUGUUAGUGAAGAAGCUGACUUUCAAAAAGAAGCUUACUUUAUGACUCCUCGCUACUUAUUGAUGAUGUGGAGAAGGAUUGAUUUCCUACGUUCUAUUCUUGAGAUGGGGUACAAUUUUGUGUUCACUGAUGCCGAUGUCAUGUGGUUUAGGGACCCAUUUCCAUUGUUUCACCUUGAUGCGGAUUUCCAGAUAGCGUGUGAUUAUUUCACUGGUACCUUUGAUGAUGUACAGAACAGACCCAAUGGAGGGUUCAAUUUUGUAAAGUCCAAUAAUAGGUCAAUAGAGUUUUAUAAAUUCUGGUACUCUUCACGAGAAACCUAUCCUGGAUACCACGAUCAAGAUGUCCUAAAUUUCAUCAAGGUUCACCCUUUCAUUACUGAUAUUGGACUGAAGAUGAGAUUCUUGGAUACAGCUAAUUUUGGUGGGCUUUGUGAACCAAGUAGGGAUUUAAAUCAAGUAUGUACGAUGCAUGCAAAUUGUUGCUUUGGUAUGGAUAGCAAGCUUCACGAUCUUAGAAUUAUGCUUCAGGAUUGGAAACAUUUUUUGUCAUUGCCUCCAAGUUUGAAGAAAUUGUCGGUUGUUUCCUGGAGGGUUCCUCAGAAAUGCAGUCUUGAUUCUCUCAGUCACCAUGGUUCACCAGAGAAGAGUGUAGAAGAUUAA